This is a messenger RNA of Culex quinquefasciatus (southern house mosquito), 2433 nucleotides long. RefSeq lists its product as uncharacterized. Gene Ontology annotation, molecular function: nucleic acid binding. Gene Ontology annotation, biological process: DNA integration. The record is from RefSeq and is a predicted model, not a curated record. NCBI's taxonomy places the organism in Eukaryota, Metazoa, Arthropoda, Insecta, Diptera, Culicidae. The transcript has 4 exons. Bases 1 to 2433 code for a protein of 810 amino acids.
AUGGCGCUGGAGGUAGCCGAGGUUCACGCGAAAGCCGGAUUCCACAUCCGGAACUGGAUCUCGAACGACAAAACCGUGCUGGCGCGGAUCGGAGCGGUCAACCCUACGACGGUCAAGAACUUCGUGAUCGAGAAGGAGAACGGAUUCGAGCGUCUGCUGGGAAUGGUGUGGCUGCCCGACGAAGACAUGUUCUCGUUCGCACUGAGCCUGCGAGAGGACAACAUGAAGCUGCUGACUGGAGAGGUGGUGCCGACGAAGACCCAGCUGCUGAGCAUCGUGAUGAGCAUCUACGACCCGAACUGGUUAGUCGCCGUCUUCGUCAUCCACGGAAAAAUACUCGUGCAGGACGUGUGGCGAUCCGGUGUCGGCUGGAAAGACAAAAUCCCGGAGAAGCUCAUCGGACGCUGGAAGCAGUGGAUUGCGCUGCUGCGCAAAAUCGAAACGGUGAGAGUUCCACGUUGCUAUUUCAAGGAUUACGAACCAGCUAGCCUGAAAACAUUGCAACUCCACGUGUUUGUCGACGCCAGCGAGCAAGCUUACUCCGCGAUGGCAUACUUUCGUCUGGAGGAUCGCGGUCAAGUCCGGUGCUCACUAGUGGCAACCAAAACGAAGGUCGCACCUCUACAGCCGCUUCCCAUCCCACGUCUCGAAGUUCAGUCGGGCGUAACUGGAUCGCGCUUGCGGAAGACCAUCGAGGACGGACACUCACUCCCUAUUUCGAAGGUCGUUUUCUGGUCGGACUCCAAGACGGCACUGCAGUGGAUCAGGUCAACCGACCUCCGCCGAUUUCGCCCGUAUGUGGCGUUCCGGGUCAACGAGAUCCUGUCACUGUCCAAGGCCGCCGAGUGGAGAUACUGUCCAUCGCGCAUGAACGUCGCCGACGAAGCUACGAAGUGGGAAGAAGACUGGCCCGAAGACUGCCUCGAGCGGGUUGAGGCGACGGAAGAACUCAGGCCAGCGUUCAUGUUCAGCCACUUCGUGGUCAAGCCCAUCAUUCGACUGGAUCUGUUUUCGCGAUGGGAACGCCUGCUGAGGAUGGUCGCCUACGUCCAUCGUUUUCUCGCGCGCAGACUGAAGCUGAAGCAGGAAACCUGUCCGGGCGCGCUGACACGUCGCCACGCUGAACCAGAACCUGCUAGUGCCAGCCGAGAAACGAGAGUGUCUGGAGACGUCAAGCAGCAUAUUGAAGUUGUCCCCUCUGCUGGACGACAGCGGAGUGCUUCGAGCUGGAAGUCGCUUGAGGCCGCCGAGUUCGCCGCGUUUGACGCCAAGUUUCCCGUGAUUCUCCCGAACAAACAUCGCGUGACCUGGCUGCUCGUGGACUCCUACCACCGAAGAUUUCGCCACGCAAACAACGAGACGGUGGUCAACGAGAUACGGCAGAAGUUCAACAUACCGAAGCUGCGGGUCCUGAUAAGGCAGGUGGCGAGCGUGGACUACUUCGGCCCGGUCCUGAUCAAGGUUGGACGCAGUGUUGCGAAACGCUGGGUGGCGCUUUUCACCUGCUUGACGAUCCGCGCAGUUCACCUGGAGCUCGUCGCGAGCUUGUCAACGGACUCGUGCAAGAAAGCAAUCCGCCGGUUCAUCGCGCGACGUGGAGCGCCGCAGGAGAUAUACUCGGACAACGGUACAAAUUUCCAAGGAGCCAGUGGAGAGCUGUCGAAGGAAUUAGCCAAGGUCAACCACAACGAACUCAGCAGCACAUUCACGGACACGCACACCCAGUGGCGAUUCAACCCGCCGGCCGCGCCGCACAUGGGUGGCUGCUGGGAACGAAUGGUAAGAUCGGUGAAGGCUGCACUGAGCGCAAUCCCGGUGGAACGUAAGCUGGAUGAGGAGUCGCUGGUAACCCUACUAGCGGAGGCGGAGCAUAUGGUCAACUCGCGCCCCUUGACUUUCGUGCCGCUGGAGAGCGCAGACAGUGAGUCCUUGACCCCCAACCAUUUUCUCAUGCUGAGUUCGAGCGGUGUUCAGCAGGCCGUCAAGGAUCCUGUCGGCGUAUGCGCGGCUAUCAAAAACAGCUGGAACAGUAUCCAGCACACACUGGACGAGUUCUGGAGCCGCUGGGUGAAAGAAUAUCUGCCGACGAUCGCGAGGAGGACUAAAUGGUUUGAGGAGGUGAGACCAAUCAAAGAGGGCGAUCUCGUGCUCGUUGUGGACGAAGGACAUCGGAACGGGUGGCUGCGAGGACGCGUUGCAGGACGUAUCCCGGCAAGGAUGGCAGAAUACGUCGAGCGGAUGUACACACAUCGAAGGGUCUGGUGCGUGAGCGAGCAGUCGUCAAGCUUGCUCUGCUGGACGUUGGUGACGCUGAGGAUUCUGGUGCAGAUCAUCAUGCGACACGUGGGGGAGGAUGUUGCGAGCACACCGUGCCGACUGCGCCGACUGCGCCGACCGUGCCCCUCGGAUCAUCGCCCAAACGAGAUUGAAUAA